This is a messenger RNA of Hemibagrus wyckioides, 2168 nucleotides long. RefSeq names its product LHFPL tetraspan subfamily member 6 (gene lhfpl6). The coding region runs from base 367 to 969 and encodes 200 amino acids. The record is from RefSeq and is a predicted model, not a curated record. NCBI's taxonomy places the organism in Eukaryota, Metazoa, Chordata, Actinopteri, Siluriformes, Bagridae. The transcript is spliced from 4 exons. Gene Ontology annotation, cellular component: membrane.
CGCACGCACUUGGAUCGCCCUGACGGCGCGUGCAUGUGGUGUGGCGGCGGUGGCGACUGAACUGUGUCGCUUUCUGUCGGUGAGGAAACUUAAAGCAGCGCGUGAAGCUUGAGAAGAAUCUUUAUUUUGUGUAGGAAAGUUUUGUUGUUGUUGUUGUUGUUUUUCCAAAAAAAAAAAAAAAACCCAACAAAACAAAACAAAAACAUCCGCAUUUAUUUGAGAAGAUCUGAAACCGGGACAUGUCUGAGCUGGAGAGAUGGAUGCCAGACCUCCAGUUUUACUAACUUGAGAUCCAAAGGACCACACCGGACAUGAAGGUACGAGUGUAGAACCUUCAAACCUGUUGAAAUCGGAUCUGUGUGAGAGAUGAGCUCCAGUCUGACGCGUGUAGGUGUAUUGUGGGCUCUGAUCUCGCUUCUGAGCACCGCCGCCUCCUGUGUGGGAUUCUUCAUGCCCUUCUGGCUCCUGGGCUCUCAGAUGGGGAAGCUGGUAUCGUUUGGGACAUUCCGGCGCUGCUCAUACCCGGUGCAAGAUGAGGUCCAUGGCGGCAUGGUGAUGGUGGAGCAUUGUGGACGCUAUGCCUCGUUCCUGAGCAUCCCCAGUGUGGAGUGGAGGAUCUGUACGGUGGUGACAGGAACUGGGUGUGGCCUGCUGCUGCUCGUGGCCCUCACAGCACUCAUGGCUUGCUGCAUGUCAGACAUCAUAUCACGCACCAUCGGCCGAGUGGCAGGAGGAAUCCAGUUUGUGGGAGGUUUAAUGAUCGGCUCAGGAUGUGCUCUUUAUCCUCUGGGAUGGAACAGUGAGGAGGUGAAACAGACCUGCAGUAACGCCUCAGACCAGUUUAACCUCGGUUCGUGUGAACUCGGCUGGGCUUUUUACUGCACGUGUGCUGGAGCUGCUGUUACUGUGCUGUUGUGUACGUGGAUGUCCUGCUUUGCCGGGAAAAAACAGAAAUACUAUCCAUACUGAGAACACACACACAAACACACACACACACAUGCAUCUCAGACAUAAAAAGUUGAACACAUGCCUGAAAAAUCUUCAUGACUCUUAAAAGACACUGAAAGAGCAAUUUUCAUGCAUGACUGACCUUUGACCUUCCCAGGUGUGUGUUUGGAUUAUUUUUAUUUUUUUAUCAGAGCAAAAGCUCUGCUCUUUAUUUACUAAGCCAGUUUUAAUUAUUGUAUGUAUUUAAAGUAUAACAGUUGUUUUUUUGUCCUCUGUGUGUAACUAAAGGUGUUUGGGUCACUGACUCUUCCAGUUUAUUAGUUAUUAUUAAAAAGAAAUACUAUUAGUCUCUUCACGUUUUAUUUUAGUGUUGUACUGUUUUUAUAUUUAUAUACUAUGACCUUAAAUAUUUCACAUGCAAUAAAAACAGCUCGCGUGGAGCAUUUGUUUAAAAUGUGGAAUAAAUGGUGUAAUUUUUAUUCUUUCCAAAAUCGUUGAGUCAUUAUAAUUUCCCCUUUUCCCAAUAAUUAAAUGUUUAACCUGCAGCUGUUAUUUUCUGAGUUUAAUAUCGUUAUUCAUUAUUGUACUCAUUGUGAAAUGUUUUCUUGCUCUGGAUAUUGAUCAAGCAGGAAAUUGAGCACAUCUGAAGCUUGGUCUCAGAGAAAUCAAACCCGACCUUGAGGAACAUUCCUAAAUGAAAGGACCUUGCUGGUGGGUUUCAGUACGAAGAACAUGCUCAUAAUCCUGUUUAUUUGUUUUCUCUCGAGGUGCUUUCUUGUAACUUCAAAUAUUUUCCAGCCUUUUGUGUGAUAUGUGGCUCAUAGUCGCAUGGGAUGGUUUGCUAACGAGUUUAUAUUUAUACAGAGCACCAGAUCCAACACACACAAGGGCAUUUGUGUGUGUAAAAAUGACAUCACUUCAUACUUUAAUAAGAAUCAACCAUUAUUUUAGAUAUCUUAUAUCCGUGUCCCUUAUAUCCGGCGGUGGUGGCGGCUCAAGUGGUUAAGGCUCUGGGUCGUUGACUGGAAGAUCAGGGGUUCAAGCACUGCCAAGCAUCAGCAUUGCCAAGUUGCCACUGUUGGGCCCUUGAGCAAGGCCCUUAACCCUCUCGGUUCCAGGGGUGCUGUAUCAUGACUGACCCUGCACUCUGACCCCAACCCCUAAGCCUGGGAUAUGUGAAGAAAGAAUUUUAACUGUGCUGUAAUGUAUAUGUGACAAAU